This is a messenger RNA of Cercopithifilaria johnstoni, 1119 nucleotides long. The record is from the annotation of a GenBank genome assembly. Lineage: Eukaryota; Metazoa; Nematoda; Chromadorea; Rhabditida; Onchocercidae.
AUGUUGUUAUUAUCAACAUCAUUAUCAUCAUCAUCAUCAUCAAUGUUAUCAUCCAUUCUACUAAUAUCAUCAAUAUCAUUACAAAUCAUAAUUACUACUACAGUUUGGCUUUUGUUACCAUUUUUUCCACACCAUUUUAUAUUAUUUGUCAGUGGUCAGCAGCAAAUUGAUUGUGAUAUUUUGAAUCCGAAAUGUCAGGAACGCUAUCGACAAAUGAUGCAUACAGCCACCCUUAAGAGUAAAACUUCUCAAUGUUUACAAAGAGAUAUUUGGCUUAUCCCGGGCAAAGCUGAUAUUAGCUGUUCUCGACCGAGAGCAAAGAAGAUAUUGGAAGUAGAUCCACGACAAGUUGUCAUUUAUCCAAAAAUAAUAAAACUUCCCGGUUGUUUCAAUGUUGAAAUUAAAAAUAUUCGGGUGUUGGAUAAUCAUGAUGCAAUUGGAAACAGUUUCUUUGCGAAAAUUGAAUAUCAAUGGUGGAAUGUGAAGGAUUUUGCAAAUUUAAAAUGUCAAAAUGCUAGCAGUAAUGGAUGUGGUGGUUAUGGGAAUAACUGUUAUUACUGUGACAUUUGCGAAAGUUUGCAUCAUUUACAAGAAGAAAACGGGAAGUCAGCAUUUACCGAUCAGUUAAAAGGAAUUAACUGUCCAAAAUAUCCCGGAUUCUAUACCUUCAGGAAAGAAUUUUGCUUCAAUGAUUGGUCUAUUUUUGAUAUUAACGGUGACUGUCAAUUUGAUUUCUUCCAAGGUGACAAAUUUUCCGAUUAUCGAUCAGCACUUUCUUCUUUGCAACAAGUAGGAUAUGGUACCGUGGUAGCAAAACUACGUCUGGCAGCAAAUGCAACAGGUGAAGUUGCUAAGAGAAAACGAAUCAAGGAGGAGCUAAUUGAAGAAACCAUAAGAAAGGAUUUAGAAGAAAGGGGUAGAACUUCGAAUAUUGGUAAUGAACAGUUCGAGAAAUUUCGACUGUGGUAUACUAACUAUCGCAAGGAUACAUGGCACAGAGAAGAGUAUUUACCAUGGCUAUUGUAUGAGAAUGAAAUUUCAUGCAUACGACUCACUUUCGAUAUUUGUGAACGAAUCCCGAAACGUAGCCCAUUCACUGGUCAACUAACAUGCUUUUAG